UCGAAAGUUAUGGACUUAUGGUCAUCUUCGCUUGUCUAUGGCAAAUUAUACUUCGCUUAGCUAUUCUUGAUCUGUAUUUCUUGACAAUUUUUCCUUUACUUGCAUCUCGAAAAUAGAUCAAAUUUGUUACGUCAAACUAUGUUUUCAACCUGCAAUGGGUUCUGAACCCGUAGGUGACGUUUAAUUAAAUAUAAAUGUGAUUAUUUAUAUAUUUAGGAAUUUAAAACUUGUACAUUUGUAUAGUGAUAAGUAUAAUAUCCAUAUUUAAAAGUUUAUUUUUACCAAUAAUUUUGUUCAUGAAUAAGAUAUAAUGUCCUUCGAGUACUUACCCGUGGCCGAAGACGAAAAUGAAGAACCCAUAGAACUACCAAUCGAAGAAGAUGGAACGUUGAUGCUAACAACUGUGUCCGCGCAAUUUCCCGGUUGCUGCGGCCUCAAGUAUCGCCAUCCGGAAACGAAAAACAACCGAGGUAUAAGAUUAAGAGAUGGCAGGCUUUACCCUCCUCCUGAAGGAUGGGGUAAUCACUUGUAUAUUUGCAGCUUUCCUAAAGAAAACAAAAGGAAAUCAGGAGAAAGCUCCGAAACAUCAUCAGUCAAGAACAAGAGAAAUGAUAACUUAUGCUCUGAUUUAAUAGUAUUAGGGCUGCCAUGGAAAGCAACUGAGCAAACUGUGAGAGAGUAUUUUGAGAAAUUUGGAGAAGUCCUGAUGGCGCAAUUGAAAAGAGAUGCAAAGACAGGAAUGUCAAAGGGUUUCGCCUUCAUUAGAUUCGCUUCUUACACUUCGCAAAUGAGGGUUUUGGCUCAGAGGCACAUGAUAGAUGGCCGCUGGUGUGAUGUGCGAAUACCCAACUCCAAGGAGGGCUCAGUCAACUCUAUGCCCUGUAAAGUGUUUGUCGGCCGCUGCACUGAAGAAUUAACAGCUAAUGACUUAAGAGAGUAUUUUUCUCAGUUUGGAGAAGUUACAGAUGUUUUUAUUCCAAAGCCAUUUAGAGCGUUUAGUUUCAUUACGUUUUUGGAUCCAGAAGUAGCCCAAAGUUUGUGUGGUCAAGAUCAUAUAAUAAAAGGUGUGUCAGUGAAUGUGUCUAAUGCAUCCCCUAAGCAAAAUAAGAGUGGCUCCAACCAGCGGAACUUGCCAAGUAGAAACUAUGAUGAAGGUCAUAUGCACUCAGCAUCAAACAACAACUCUUGGAGCAACCGUAGCAUGGAUAUGGUGAACAUGCAAGCACUCGGAAUGUCUGGUCAGCACGGGCAGACUGGAGUAGCCGGUGGAGGCGGACAGGGGCAAGGAGGAAGCAUGCCGCUUGGUAUGAGUGGACUCCCUGUAAACCAAGCAUUGGUGGCAGCCGCACUCAACCAGGCAGCAGGUUGGGGCCUCAUCAACAACAUACCCUCUGGAGGGUCUGACCAAAGUGCUUUUGCCGGUCCGGGGUCGUCGGCACCGCCAGCUCCGCCCAACUUCCUGUCAUGGAUGCAGCAAGGUAACUCGGCACAGGGACCUUCUAGUCAGUGGGGACAGCGGCACCAGUCUCAGGGCCACUCGGUUUGAUCCAAUGUAUGAUUUGACAAGCUCAUGAUAAUCUCUGUGAUUGUAGCAACAUUUAGAUAAUUGUCAUUGGUAUAACGGGUUUUAGUCUGCUGCUGAGAGAUUGUUUGUUUGUAUCUUCAUUGUUUGCUACUAAUGUUAUUUAUUUCUAAUGAAAUUGCUUGUGUUUUGUUGAGUUUCUUCAAAUCCGUAAUAUAAUUAAAUACCUCUUUGUCAUAGGUCCAACACAUGAUAAAUGACAUCAACAGUUAUAAUAUCAAUAUUGCUAAUAACAUAUAUCCUUUAAAACAUAAUAAUUCACAUAUUUUCAUACUGAAGUUGGACAAAGGUUAGUGCUGGCCAUUAGUCUAUUUAAUAUAAUGAAUCCACAUGUAAUGUAAGAUUCAUGGUGUGUAUCUCGAUUGACUAAUGAAGCUAUGAGACUUCAUUAGAAUGUUUAGGAUGGAUGAUUAGCACUUGAUCGUUUUCUUCACUUGAUGCUAGAUUGCAAGUGCAUGGUAACUGAAAACAGUGCUACUCUUAAAGGCAUAUUAUAUUAUAACUUUUUCAAUAUUGUGUCAUAUGUAAGCUUGAGUUGGUAAAUACACUUGUGUUGUCUAGUGAAUGACUAUACCUAGAGUAGUAAUGUGAAUUAGAACUUGGCCAAGUCUUGAAGGUGCAACUCACCAAAAUAAGUCUUCUAUGUUAAAAAGCCUUAUUUGAACCUUUUUGGAGCCUUAAAGGCAUAGCUGAGACCUAAGUCAAUACUAAUCUGGACGACAAAUAGUUUUCACUCCAUUCACUUUUACUUUUGUUUAACUACCCUAUCAUCUAACUAGGGUCAUGUGAAAUUUUAAGUAGACAUUAUUUUCAUUUAUACCAGCGGUCGGCAACCUGCGGCCCGCGAGCCUGCCUGGCUAUUUUGUAUGUAAUAUUGACAAAUGACAAUGUCUGAUAAAGUCCUAAAUAUUAACAAAGUGCGGCCCGCGACCACUUCGUUCCCUUGGCUGCUAAAAGGUUGCCGACCGCUGAUUUAUACCAUCUAAUAAGUUUAUAUUUUAAUGCCCCUGCUGGCGGCAUCAUGUUUAACUCUACAGAAAUUAGAAAACAUCAUACCUUCUAUCAUGUAUAUUAUACUUAUAUUUGCUCUCGUUUUUCUUCCUUAUGUGUAUUAUAUUGGCUACUCUUUUAGCAGAUGCAAUUUUCAAUUUAAUUAGUUUGGUAUAAUAAAUCCAGACUCAAUUUAGAUUUGUAUCUUCAUUUAUUUUGUAACUAUAAUACAGUUAGAUGUUACCUGUGCUUUUGUACAUUAAUAGUAGGAGUAAUCAUUAACAACAGACUGUUGAGAGUUCAUACAUAUAAAAAAUAGAAAUCUAUUGAAUUGUUAUCAUUGUUUAUCAAAUAAUGUUGUUUAUUAAAUUAUUAUGAACGCUUCCUGAAGUGGAUGUGGUAAUUAGAUCAGAUUGUCUAUUUUUUACGAAAUAAUAAUGGUUUGAGUAUUUUUGUGAUAAAGCAACGUGGGAUUGUUGUAUUGAAUGGGUAAAUGUUAACUGAGAAACUAGAAUAAUCCAAGUUUUAUUGCAACUGUAUAUAAUGUUAGGACAAAAUGGAAGGAUGCUUGUACAAAUUUCAAGACUGUAAAACUAUAAACAAAUGAAUGUCGUAAAUUCUAAAACCAAGUGUUACUUUAACUAGAAUCUUUAUGAUAAGGAUACAAGCAGCUUCUGUAGAUGACCACUAUAUCUGCUACCAUCAUGCACCAUAGCAGUAGCUGUUACCAAAAAUAGUGGAAGUGUUGACAGGACUUGUGUGUGCUAGCACAUUUGGGUAGGUAUUAUCAAAUCCUCAUGCUCGUCACUUGUAUUACGUAAGCACGUUCACUCGUAUGAAGGCGGUACAGACAGUACAGUCGUCACAUUAGUGUGACACCUCCAUUACAAAACCUACAACAUUGUCUCUUUUUAAAUAAUUAAAUCACUAAGGAUUGUAAUAAUGUAUACAAUCUAAAACCAGACACUAAAUUGAUUAUGUUUAAUUUAGUAAUAGAGAAUUGUGUAUAUAAUUAUACCAAAAGACCAUCCUAGCGUAUCAAACCAUCAUAAGAAAUACUCAAAUGUGUUUUUAAAUUAUUAACUAUGUUCUGCGUUUAAUUAAAUGCCUCUUUACUAGUACUUUCCCUAGGCAUUUAGAUCCAUUCACAGAUGUUCUUAAUUUCACAAUUGAGUAAAUAUUUAGAUAAUAACAAAAUAAUUGAAACUAGAGCGAAAGUUUCUAGAUUAGCACAAAUUAUUUGGGUCCUGUAUUUCAGUAGGUAGGCAUUUUCAUUAUCCCUGCCUA
Molecule: messenger RNA, 3859 nt
Organism: Cydia fagiglandana
Lineage: Eukaryota; Metazoa; Arthropoda; Insecta; Lepidoptera; Tortricidae
Product: TAR DNA-binding protein 43-like
Exons: 1
Coding region: 311-1546 (411 amino acids)
Biological process (GO): regulation of gene expression
Cellular component (GO): chromatin; nucleoplasm
Molecular function (GO): RNA binding
Source: RefSeq, a predicted model, not a curated record